AUGGGCGGGACAGCCUUCACGCAAGCAGCGGCAACAGGCCAGCCAACACUGCGAACACCACGCAUGAGCCCAGAGGAUUAUGCCCGGCUGAAAACGAAAUAUGCAGAAGAGCUCCGGCAGUAUUUCCCACAUAGCACCGUCGAGGCACUCAAAGAAGCUCCUGGAAAGACAGACUUUGGCGAUAUCGACUUCGUGAUUACUGCUCCCGUUGAUCAGAAGUUGGAUAGUCUGGACCUUGCAAGGAAGCUUGGCGCAAAAGGAGUCAUCUACUCAAGCGGAGGCGGAUACCGGAGAUGUCAUCUCGCAGUACCCUUAGAUGGAAGUAAGGCCACCGAAGUCAUUCCAUACAAGCACAUUGGAGGGCGUAGCAACCGACCAGGCAAAGAGGUGCGCUCCAUGCCCAGCACUUCCUGCCAAAUCUACAAAGCACAACUGACCAACUCAUCCCAGCAGCAACCCUCCGAGACGUUCACAGAAGAGGCGUAUGUCCAGCUGGACAUCGAGCUCGUACGUCCAGAACACAUGCCGUGGUUCUCUUGGUACGCAUCUUACGGCGACCUCGGCGGCAUCCUAGGACGCAUGGCACGAAAUCUAGGCCUCAUCAUUGCAGACAGCGGGCUCUUACUCCGUCUUCAAGAACUAGACGACACAAAAAAGCAGGAAUACAAACUCCAAAUCGCCGACAAGAAUGGACUUCUCUGGCUUUCCGAAGACCCCAUCAAAGUAAUGGAACUCCUGAACCUCUUCCCAUCCCGCUUCUACGCCGGCUUCAACACCGUCGAGGAAAUGUACGCAUGGCUAGGCCAAAGCCGCCUGGCAGCCGCAGACGUCCUCCGAAUCAAACGCAACACCUCCGUAGAUCGCAUGAAGCAGAACAAACGGACCAUCUACAGCACAUUCAUGGACAGCUGGCUACCGGACCACCUCGGGCUGCACGUUGAGAUGGAAGAACCAAACGACGAGGAAUACCUCGCAGAAAAGGCCGCUCUCCGCAUCAAACGCCAAGAGUACCGUGACGAAGCGCUCGACUACUUCGAUAAACGGGCGGAGUACGAAGGCAUGCGUGAUGCGCUGGUUCUCUCGAUCAACAACCAAAUCGCAAAGCACCUCCUCAGACCACUCGUCGCGAAGCAUUCUGGGAGUAAGGAUCUCAAGCUUAGCGAGAUUAAUCGUGCUUUUGGGAGGUGGGUGGGCUGUUCAGACCGCGGUGUGCCGUACGUGAAGGAGGAAGCCCACUCUGAUGAGGAGUCGGAGUUGCAUAACUUUCUGAACGAUGAGAAAAAAGGUUUGAGGGAUGAGGCGCUGGUGGAUGAGUUUGUGGCGAAACAUUGGGAGGAGUUGAAGUAUCUCGAGCGGGAAAGGGCGAAGGCGCUGAGGCCGCAGAAGGAAGAUGUUGACCCAUGCAUGAAGGUUUCGUCACCGGUGGCUGAUCCGUGA
This is a messenger RNA of Fulvia fulva, 1437 nucleotides long. RefSeq lists its product as uncharacterized. The transcript is spliced from 3 exons. NCBI's taxonomy places the organism in Eukaryota, Fungi, Ascomycota, Dothideomycetes, Mycosphaerellales, Mycosphaerellaceae. The record is from RefSeq and is a predicted model, not a curated record. Bases 1 to 1437 code for a protein of 478 amino acids.